AAUCCUCUUAUUCUUACACGUGCCUAUGAAGAGGGCAUUCAUUCCUUGGUGGUGCAGGGGGCGAACGAUGGUAGGGGCAUGGAUCGUGGUCUUGUCGCAAUCUCCGCAAUUCCACUCUGUGAACUUUGAAGUCGACUUCGCUUGCAUUUGAACGGUGAAUGGGAAUAACGUUUCUAUCCUGAGAAAUUAGAGUAUAUAAAGGUACAACUCACCCAGUAUGGAGUCUCCAGAAGCUCCCCGCACUGCCAACCUCUCGGUCUCUAAGUCAAUUAUUUCAAGCUUCACAUUCGUCAGCCCUGCACCGAGCCAUCAAUCAUGCGUUUCGCAACUGCAUCUUUGGCCUUGCUUCCGGCCGUGGCCCAGGCAUUGAAUAUCGUCUCUGCUAAUGAUGAUGGAUGGGCUGAAAUGAACAUUCGAACUUUAUACACUGCUCUAACUAAUGGGGGGCAUGAUGUUCUUGUUUCUGCUCCUGCGGAAAACAAGAGCGGUUCUGGUAUGGAAUUUCUUCUUUUUUGCUUCUUUUUUGCUUCUUAAUGAACAAAUCUGACUUAUCAUGAAAAGGUUCUCUAACUGGUACACCUACCGCACUUACUGAGGCAUGCGAAUACAACUCUUGCCCAAGUGGUAGUCCAGCGGUGGGAUACAAUGCCUCAGCACCUCAGUUCAACUAUGUCAACUCUUACCCUGCGGAGGCAAUGGAUUAUGGAAUUACAACCUUAGCUCCCGGGUACUUCGGAGGUGCCCCUGACCUUGCUGUUACUGGUCCAAACGUUGGCGGUAUGUAGUCUUUUGGAAUGUUCCUUGGAUAGACUUUAAACUAAUGAUCAAUAGUAAAUACCGGUGUUAUAUCGUUCGUCUCUGGUACUGUUGGAGCAGCCAUUGAAGCAGUAGGUCUCGGCAUACCGGCUAUUGCUUUCAGUGGAGCCGAAGGAUCCGCAAUAGGUUGGGACGUUGCUGUACCUGCAUAUUCCACCAUCUACGCCGAAUUAUCGGCAAUUGUAGUUAAGGCCCUCACCGCUUCUAGCACUCCAUACCUCCCAGACAAGACUUUCUUGAACGUCAACUUCCCUAAAACUGCCGGUUGCACAUCGGUUUCUGAUUACAGCUUCGUCCUGUCCAGAAUCUACAGUGCGGUUAUUGGGGUCAGUGGUACCGAUGUCGUUACUUGCAACAAUGGGGGUAGACUUCCUACCGAGACUACUGUUGUCGGGACAUCUGGAUGCUAUGCUAGUAUUAGUCUUGGUGGAACUAACAAGAGGGAUGCUAGUGCUGCUAACCAAGCGAUUGUUUUGGACAAGCUCUCGAGCAUCCUCACCUGUUUACCUUGAUUGGCUAGCUUCAUUCAUGGGUAAAUUGAAGAUGCAAAUAAUAUAUCAAAAUAACAUAUAUCAGAACAAAAUCUUAGCAGAUACCAUAAUUAAAAUAUAUAGUAAUUUAAACAUUUUAAAACUCUAGCCAGGAACCCGAGUUGGCAAAAAAUUGA
This is a messenger RNA of Sclerotinia trifoliorum, 1483 nucleotides long. The record is from the annotation of a GenBank genome assembly. NCBI's taxonomy places the organism in Eukaryota, Fungi, Ascomycota, Leotiomycetes, Helotiales, Sclerotiniaceae.